Molecule: messenger RNA, 7322 nt
Organism: Gekko japonicus
Lineage: Eukaryota; Metazoa; Chordata; Lepidosauria; Squamata; Gekkonidae
Gene: RANBP2
Product: RAN binding protein 2
Exons: 30
Coding region: 265-7143 (2292 amino acids)
Biological process (GO): NLS-bearing protein import into nucleus; protein peptidyl-prolyl isomerization
Cellular component (GO): nuclear pore; cytoplasm
Molecular function (GO): peptidyl-prolyl cis-trans isomerase activity; GTPase activator activity; protein binding
Source: RefSeq, a predicted model, not a curated record
GGGGGAGAAAAACCCCGCCCACUCCUUAGGGGAGCACCUCACUUCCGCCUACUUUCGCACCAUUUCCGGCGCGGGGGCGCUGGCGUCACUCCAGCCAAUAUAGCCGCGCCAUUUGUCGCGCGCCGCGGCGUCACUGCUCUUCCAAACGGCGUUUUCCGACGGCCGGCGGGGCCCGGGGGCUCGUCUGAGGCUCUUCUCCGUGACGACGCUCGGGAGGCAGCAGCGGGCCAGGAGGACUGGGCGCGGCCUUCCUCGGUGGCCACCAUGAUGAGGCGCAGCAAGGCGGAGGUGGAUCGCUACGUCUCCUCGUUGCUGGCCUCGGCCCCUUCUCCCAGGGAGAAAUCCAUGAAGGGAUUCUUUUUUGCUAAGCUAUACUAUGAAGCAAAGGAAUAUGACAUUGCUAAAAGGUACAUAUCUUCAUAUCUCAGUGUCCAAGAAAGAGACCCCAAGGCACACAGAUUCUUGGGACAACUCUGUGAAGCUGAAGAUAAUAUAGAGAAAGCUGUUGGGUGUUACAAGCGUUCAGUGGAACUGAAUCCAACACAGAAAGAUCUUGUAUUGAAGAUUGCAGAGCUGUUAUGUAGCACUGAUGUUAUUGAUGGAAGAGUCAAAUACUGGGUUGAGAGAGCAGCCAAACUGUAUCCUGGAAGCCCUUCAGUUUUCCGAUUGAAGGAGCGUCUGUUGGAUUGCAGAGGCGAAGAUGGCUGGAAUCAGCUUUUUGAUUUGAUUCAGUCUGAAUUGUAUGCCAGACCAGAUGAUGUAUAUGUUAACAUCAGACUGGUAAAGCUGUAUAUGUCAAAUAAAAGACUAAAAGAUGCUGUGGCUCAUUGUCGAGAAGCAGAGAGAAAUAUUUCGUUACAGUCAAGCUUGGAAUGGUGCUUAUGUGUUGUACAGACUCUUAAGGAAUAUCUGAAAUCCAUACAAGAUUCUGAGUCUGAUAAAGCUAAUUGGAAACGAACCCACCAGGAUCUAUUAUUGGCUUACUCUAAUCUGGUUGUAAUGAUGCUUUCAAACAGAGAUGUAAAAGAGAGCAGAGAGUCCCUUGAAAGCUUUGAUCGUGCACUUUAUUCAGUGAUACAGCAUGUGACUAGAGAUGAUGAGCUGUCUGUAACCUUCCUGGAAAUGAGAGGUCACUUCUACAUGCAUGCUGGAACUCUGCUCUUAAAAAUGGCCCAACAAAGUGAGGUGCAGUGGAGAGCUGUUUAUGAACUGGCAGCAUUGUGUUACCUUAUAGCUUUCCAGGUUCCUAGACCAAAGUCAAAACUAAUAAAAGGAGAUCAAGCUGAGCAAGAGAAGUUGGAAAUGUUAGCCUGUGACCGACAGAGCCAGUCUGGCCACAUGCUGCUCAGUCUUAGUCAUAGCAAGCACGACUUCUUCAAGGAGAUUGUUGAAUCAUUUGUAAACAAGAGCGGGCAAGCUGCUUUGUUUGAUGCACUGUUUGGGACAGAUUCUUGUAGAAAGAGUUCCCUCCUUGGCACUGAUGAUAUCCGAAAUGUUGGUGUACAAGCACCAGAAAGCAUGGAACUAACCAGAUAUGAUAUUGGUGCCAUUAGGUUGCACAGUGGCAGUCUCCAGCACCUUACGUGGCUUGGUCUACAGUGGAGGUCCACAUCUACUUUGCAAGCCAUUCGCAAGUGGCUAAAGCAGAUCUUUCAUCUGCCUCAGGAAACAUCAAGGCUUGAGACCAAUGCUCCUGAGUCAAUAUGCAUAUUGGACCUUGAAGUAUUUCUACUUGGAGUGAUAUUUGCCAGUCAUUUGCAGUCCCAGGAAACAGAGAAGUUUAAUACUCUGUACACUGUACACCAACCUCAGUUUCUGCCGUUGCCAAUAUGCAAACAGCUUUGUACUGAACGGCAAAGAGAGUGGUGGGAUGCCGUUUAUAAUCUUGUUCACAAACGAGCUGUACCUGGGACAGCAGCAAAAGUGAGACUUAGAGUUCAGCAUGAAAUAAGUAGCCUCAGAGCCUUGGGAAACCAUGGACUCCAACCAGCUCUAAUUAUACACUGGGCAAAAAGUCUUCUUAAAACAGGCUGUAGCCUUAAUUCUUUCUAUGACCAAAGGGAAUACAUUGGACGCAGUGUUUAUUACUGGAAAAAAGUUUUGCCAAUGCUUGAGACAAUCAAGAAAAAGAAAAGUAUUCCUGAGCCAAUUAAUCCUUUGUUCAAGCAUUUUCACACUGAAGAUGUUCAGGCUUCUCAGGUUGAAGGAUACCGAGAGGAAGCACACAUAGCAUUUGCUAUAUUGGAUGCUGUUGAUGGAAAGACAGAUGAUGCUAUGCAGGCAUUUGAAGCUAUUAAAAAUGUUGUCUCGUACUGGAAUCUUGCUCUGAUUUUCCAGAGGAAGGCUGAAGAGAUGGAGAAUGAUGCCCUGUCACCAGAAGAACAAGAAGAGUGCAGGAAUUAUCUAAAGAAAAGCAGAGACUAUCUCAUCAAGAUAGUUGAUGAAAGCGGCACAGAUGCAUCAGUAAUAGAAAAGUUACCUGUAUCUGUAGAAAUGGUUAAGGAGAUGUUGGACGGUGUAUUGCAAGAACUUGGGGACAGCGGUGAAGAAAGGAGUUCUGCCUUAAACAAUGAUCUGAGCCAGCCCACCGAAAUGGAUAAUAAGCAUUCUACUCCAUCACCCACAAAAUUCUCCCUGUCUCCAAGUAAAAGCUACAAGUUCUCUCCCAAAACUCCUCCUCGCUGGGCAGAGGAUCAAAAAUCUCUCCUUCAAAUGCUCUGUCAGCAAGUAGAAUCCAUAAAGCAUGAGAUGCAAGAGCUGAAACUUAACAGUUCGAACGCAAACAUAUCUCAUCGGUGGCCUGCUGAAAGCUAUGCAACAGAGACAAUGCCAGAUGGCUAUCAAGGAGCACAGAACUUUCAUGGAGCACCACUAACAGUUGCUACAACAGGACCUUCUGUCUACUACAACCCAUCACCUGCUUAUAAUUCCCAGUAUCUUCUCCGAACAGCCGCCACCAAUGUGACUCCCACAAAGAUUCCUUCUGGUGCAGAAGCUAAGCCUAUAAAGAGUGGAUUUAAUUUUUCAAUGCCUGUCCCCCCAGGUGGAUUUAAAUUUGGUAUACAAGAGCCUAGCAAAGGUGUUGCAAAAGAUGAACAGAAUAAAGAAGACAGUCUUGUUGAAAAGGACUCCGAGGGAGAGGGUGGUGAAAAAUCUCAAGAUCCGUCUAGCAAACAGAGCGGCAGUUUAGUUUUUGGACAACACAGCAGCACUUUCACUUUUGGAGAUCUUGCAAAAACAACAGCUGGCGAAGGAUUUCAGUUCGGUAAAAAGGACCCAAAUUUUAAGGGAUUUACAGGUGCAGGUGAAAAACUCUUUUCUUCUCAGGGUAAAACUCCUUCCAAAGCAAAUACUUCUGCCGAUCUUGAUAAGGAUGAUGAUUCAUAUAAAACAGAAGACAAUGAUGACAUUCACUUUGAACCUGUUGUCCAGAUGCCUGAAAAAGUGGAACUUGUCACUGGUGAAGAGGACGAGACAGUGUUAUACUCACAAAGAGUAAAAUUAUUUAGGUUUGAUGCAGAGACUAGCCAGUGGAAAGAACGGGGUGUGGGUAACUUGAAAAUUCUUAAGAAUGAAGUUAAUGGCAAGUUGCGGAUGCUAAUGCGACGUGAGCAGGUGCUAAAGGUCUGUGCGAACCAUUGGAUCACGACCACCAUGAACCUGAAACCCCUGUCUGGCUCGGACAAAGCAUGGAUGUGGCUAGCCAGUGACUUUUCUGAUGGUGAUGCAAAGCUGGAGCAAUUGGCAGCUAAAUUCAAAACUCCAGAGCAAGCUGGGGAUUUCAAACAGAAAUUUGAAGAAUGUCAAAGGCUGCUGCUGGACAUACCACUGCAAACUCCGCACAAACUUGUGGACUUUGGGAAAACAGCUGAGCUCAUACAGAAAGCAGAAGAAAUGAAAAGCGGGUUGAAAGAUCUCAAAACUUUCCUGACAGAUGAUAAAACUAAGCUUGCAGAUGAAGAAAACAGAAAUGCGGUUUCUGCUGCUAGCACUUCUGAUUUGAUUAUAAAACCACAUGCUGACAGCACUGGGCCUACAUUAGAAUGGGAUAACUAUGACUUGCGUGGGGAAGCACUGGAAGACGGUUCCAGUAGUUCUGUCUAUGCAUUGCCUCGAGCCAGUAGCCCUGUGAGGAAAAACCUGUUCCGGUUUGGAGAGUCUACAGCAGGGUUUAACUUUAGCUUCAAAUCUGCUCUGAGUCCCUCAAAAUCGCCUUCCAAGCUCAACCAAAGCAGGACUUCUGUAGGCACAGAUGAGGAGUCGGACGUUACCCAAGAAGAUGAAAGAGAUGUUCAGUACUUCGAACCAGUAGUACCUUUACCCGACCUUGUAGAAGUAACAAGUGGUGAAGAAAAUGAGCAAGUUGUCUUCAGUCACCGAGCCAAGCUCUACAGAUACGAUAAAGCUGCCAAUCAGUGGAAAGAGAGAGGUAUUGGGGAUAUAAAGAUCUUGCAGAAUUACGACACUAAGCAAGUUCGUAUAGUCAUGAGAAGGGAUCAGGUGUUAAAGCUUUGUGCCAAUCAUAGAAUAACCCCAGAUAUGAACAUCCAGCCAAUGAAGGGAACAGAGAGGGCAUGGGUGUGGACUGCAUGUGACUUUGCUGAAGGGGAAAGAAAAGUAGAGCCUUUGGCCGUGCGAUUUAAGUUGCAAGAUGUUGCUGACUCCUUUAAGCAAAUUUUUGAGGAAGCAAGAUGCGCUCAAGAAAAAGAAGUUUUAAUCACACCGCUCAGUUCACGUGCUAAUACUCCAAAAGAAUCUCCAUGUGGAAAAAUUGCUGUUGCCAUACUGGAAGAAACCACCAGGGAGAGAACAGAUUUAAAGCUAAAAGAAGAGACAGUUAAUGAAAUAGUAGAAACGUCAGUAGUGCUAAAUACUUCUGAGACGCCAACAAAAGCAGUGGUUUCACCUCCCAAAUUUGUGUUUGGCUCAGAAUCUGUCAAAAGUAUUUUUAAUAAUGAGAAAUCAAAGCCUUUCACAUUUGGAAACACAUCAGCAACAGGAUCUUUAUUUGGUUUCAGUUUUAAUGCUCCUCCCAAGAGCCCGAGUGAUAGUUCAGUAUGUCAAACCACAGUACAGAAAGAACCAGGGGACAUGUUUGGCACUGUAAACUGCAAAGCUGCUGGACAUCAGGGAGGUGGUGGCUGGAAACCCUCUGAUGGCAAAGACAUUCAAAUGGCUACCUCCAAAAUGGAAGGACUUUCUAACUUUUCAUUUAAAAUUCCAGAAAAAGGAUUAAAUUUUAGCCUUUUUAAAUCUAACCCAAGGGCCUUUUGGACCAGCACAUCUUCCUCUCCACCUGGUAGUAAAGCUGAGGUUAAGAAGGAACCAGAUACUGUUACUUCAGAUGAUGUAUUGAUUGUUUAUGAAUUAACACCCACUCCUGAACAAAGAGUUCUUGCAGACUCCCUUAGAUUACCACCAACAUUCUUCUGCUACAAGAACAAACCUGGCUAUCUAAGUAGUGAUGAUGAUGAUGAUGAGGACUAUGAAACAGCAGUGAAGAAUCUUAAUGGAAAGUUGUAUCCUAAUGAACCUAAAGAACCCACAAGGUCAAAGGAAACCGAUGGAGGUAUCACAAGAGAAAAUGAGGCAGAAAGUGGAAGUGAUUGUGUUCUAGUCUGGGAAAAGAAACCGACUCCUGAAGAAAAGGCUAAAGCAGAGACACUGAAGCUUCCUCCAACAUUUCUCUGUGGUAUUAGCAGUGAUACUGAAGAAGACAAUGACAACUUGGAAGACUUUCAAACAGAACUUAAAAAAAUUCAAGAAACUAAAGAAGCUCAAACAGGUGAAUUCACAAGUUCAGGUGAUGCGAAGACCACUAUGGAAGGUGCACCUGUUGCAGCCGCCAGUAGAAAUGAAGAAUCAUACUCUGCUACAGAAUCUAUACAGAUGACACAUACUUUAUUGGAAACAGAUGAUACACCUGUUGAUUUGUCAACUAAAAAAGAAAAUGCUCAAGGUUCUUCAGCGUCCACCACCCAGGAAAACCAGCCUUUCUCGUUUGACCUUGGCAACAUACAUGGCUUGUCUUUUGCUGAUUUGGCCUCAAAUAAUUCUGGGGAUUUUGCUUUUGGCUCUAAAGACAAAAACUUCAAGUGGGCAGAUACAGGAGCAACUGUGUUUGGAGCACAGCCAGCUUCCAAAGGAGAGAAUGAAGAAGAUGGAAGUGAUGAAGAAGUUGUACAUAGUGAUGAUAUUCAUUUUGAACCAAUAGUGUCUCUGCCAGAGGUUGAGGUGAAGUCAGGAGAAGAAGAUGAAGAAAUUCUUUUCAAAGAGAGGUCAAAACUCUACAGAUGGGACAGAGAAGUCAAUCAGUGGAAAGAACGUGGUGUGGGAGAAAUAAAAAUCUUGUUCCAUACACAGAAGAAAUGCUAUAGAGUUUUAAUGAGAAGGGACCAAGUUCUUAAAGUCUGUGCAAACCAUAUAAUCACAAAAGCAAUGGAAUUAAAACCCUUGAAUACCUCAAACAAUGCUAUGGUUUGGACUGCUACAGAUUAUGCGGAUGGUGAAGCUAAAGUAGAACAGCUGGCAGUCAGAUUUAAAAGCCAAGAACUAGCUGAUACCUUCAAGAGGAGGUUUGAAGAGUGUCAACAAAGUUUAUCAGAGCUACAGAAAGGCCACGUAUCCCUAGCAGCAGAACUGUCAAAAGAAACUAACCCUGUGGUAUAUCUUGACAUUUCUACUGACAAUGAACUUCUAGGUCGUAUAACCAUGGAAUUGUUUUCAAAUAUUGUUCCUCGAACAGCGGAGAACUUCAGAGCACUGUGCACAGGAGAAAAAGGAUUUAGUUUAAGAAACUCCACAUUUCACAGAAUAAUUCCAGGUUUUGUCUGUCAGGGAGGUGACAUCACUAAACAGGAUGGUACCGGAGGACGAUCUAUUUACGGAGAUAAAUUUGAGGAUGAAAACUUCGAAAUAAAACACACUGGCCCUGGCUUACUGUCCAUGGCAAAUCGUGGCAGAGACACCAAUAAUUCUCAGUUUUUUAUUACUCUAAAAAAGGCAGAGCACUUGGACUUUAAACAUGUUGUAUUUGGGUUUGUGAAGGACGGCAUGGAUGUUGUGAAGCAAAUAGAAUCUUUUGGCAGUCCUAAAGGAACAGUGUCAAAAACAAUUGUGAUUACAGACUGUGGGCAAAUAUAAAAAUUACUGUGAGACGUAUGUGGAUGGAAAGAAAUCAGCAUUCAACAGAUCUAGACAAAAUUAUGUUCAGUUUUUGAAAAGCUGAACACUUUUAAUGUAUAAAUGUAAAUUUACAGCAUAUAGCUGAGUACUUUUUUAAAGUGUUCUAAUGGAAUUUGCAUGUUAUUAAAUAAACGCUU